CAGUCAACAUGGCAGAACCCGAAUUAAAUGUUGAUAAUCUUAUACAGAGAUUAUUAGAAGUACGAGGAUCUAGACCUGGAAAAUCGGUAAACAUGACCGAAGGAGAAGUGCGAGGUCUCUGCAUGAAAUCACGGGAAAUUUUUCUCCAACAACCAAUUCUUUUAGAACUUGAGGCACCACUUAAAAUUUGUGGCGAUAUUCAUGGUCAAUAUACCGACCUUUUGAGGCUCUUCGAGUACGGAGGAUUUCCAGUGGAAGCAAACUAUUUAUUUUUAGGAGAUUAUGUGGAUCGCGGAAAACAAUCUCUGGAAACGAUUUGUUUACUGCUCUCCUAUAAAAUCAAAUACCCCGAGAACUUUUUCCUACUACGCGGCAACCACGAAUGCGCCUCCAUUAAUAGAAUAUACGGAUUUUAUGAUGAAUGUAAAAGAAGAUUUAACAUAAAAUUAUGGAAAACCUUUACGGAUUGCUUUAAUUGCCUUCCAAUAGCAGCAAUAAUAGAUGAGAAAAUAUUCUGUUGUCAUGGUGGAUUAAGUCCUGAUUUGCAGGGUAUGGAACAAAUUCGACGAAUAAUGCGACCUACUGAUGUACCGGAUUCAGGUCUUCUUUGUGAUCUUCUUUGGUCCGAUCCAGACAAAGACGUGCAGGGCUGGGGCGAAAACGAUCGUGGAGUGUCGUUCACAUUUGGAGCCGAUGUCGUUGGAAAGUUCCUCAACAGACACGAUCUAGAUCUGAUUUGUCGGGCGCAUCAGGUGGUCGAAGAUGGUUACGAAUUCUUCGCAAAACGUCAGUUGGUCACCCUGUUCUCGGCACCAAAUUACUGCGGAGAAUUCGACAACGCUGGAGGAAUGAUGUCAGUCGACGAAACGUUAAUGUGUUCUUUUCAGAUUUUAAAACCGGCUGAAAAGAAAAGCAAACUAGCAUACCAAGGUGGGGCAUCUCCAGCUCCUUCAGCAACAAAAACUGCGGUAUCCAAAAAGAAAUAAAUUAUACUACUAGCUCAAACAUUUAAUUGUAUUUUAUUGUUUUGCCAAUAUAUUUUAUAAACCUGCAUAUUCUUACAAGACUCAAGAAUGUUAGACUGAAAGAAGUAUUAUAUUAUUUAAUUUUAAUUAUUUUGUAACAAGCUUUG
This is a messenger RNA of Brassicogethes aeneus, 1132 nucleotides long. The record is from the annotation of a GenBank genome assembly. Lineage: Eukaryota; Metazoa; Arthropoda; Insecta; Coleoptera; Nitidulidae.